CUUCUUCCUCAUCACUAUACCAUGGAAGCUCUCAAGAACGUUUUUAUCAAAAAGCAGGAGGAGGGUGAGCCGGCUCUCGUCACUUUCGUGACGGCGGGGUAUCCCUCUCCUGCAGAGACCGUCCCUAUUAUGCUCGCUAUGCAAGAGGGAGGCGUCGAUAUCAUUGAGAUCGGUGUACCUUUCUCAGAUCCCAUAGCCGAUGGGCCGGCCAUCCAGGAAACCAACCAGGUCGCAAUCGAACAUGAAGUUACUUAUGCAAACUGUCUAGAAAUUGUCAAAGAGGCUAGGUCCAAGGGUCUCACUACCCCCGUUCUUCUAAUGGGAUACUACAACCCUUUGCUCGCCUACGGAGAGGAAAAGGCCAUUCAGGAUGCUCAUGACUAUGGUGCCAAUGGAUUCAUUCUCGUUGAUCUUCCCCCGGAAGAGGCUAUCUCGUUCAGGGAGAAGUGUACGAAGGCCGACAUCUCAUAUGUCCCCCUCAUCGCACCAUCGACGACUCUUUCGCGUAUCAAGUUUUUGUCGUCAAUUGCGGACACCUUCAUUUACGUCGUCUCGAAGAUGGGUACCACCGGCUCUUCAGACAAGGUCGCCAUGAACUCUGCUCUCCCAGACCUCAUCUCUCGCGUCAGAGAGUACGCUCAGGUCCCAAUCGCUGUCGGUUUCGGGGUUUCAAACCGUGGACAUUUCGAUACCGUCGCAGAUGCAGGCGCAGAUGGUGUCGUCAUUGGCAGUCGUCUUGUGUCCGUCAUCAAGCAAGCUCCCAAGGGAAAGGUCGCUCAAGAGGUCGAAGCCUACUGUCGUCAAAUCAGCCUUAAGGGACAACCACCCCGUCCCAAGCGAACCAUCAGCUCGGCGAGCACGCCACGCACCAACAUCAAUGCUACUGGACCUCCACCGUACAAUACCGAAUCUGAGCCCACGGUUCUUCCUCACCGGUUUGGUCAAUUUGGUGGCCAGUACGUUCCGGAGGCGUUGUUCGAUUGUUUGGUGGAGUUGGAAGCGGCACACAAGGCUGCGAUGGACGAUCCGGAGUUCUGGAAAGAGUUUGAGGGUCUGUUUGGGUACAUGAACAGGCCGUCGAACCUCUAUCUCGCGGAGAGACUGACGGAGCAUGCUGGUGGUGCUAAGAUCUGGAUGAAGCGCGAAGACCUGAACCAUACUGGCUCACACAAAAUCAACAACGCAAUUGGGCAGAUUUUGCUCGCAAGACGUAUAGGCAAGACACGCAUCAUCGCAGAAACUGGUGCGGGGCAACAUGGUGUCGCAACUGCGACGGUUUGUGCGCGCUUUAACAUGGAAUGCAUCAUUUAUAUGGGCGCCGAGGACGUCCGCCGUCAGGCGCUCAACGUCUUCAGGAUACAAAUGCUCGGAGCUAAGGUCGUUCCCGUACACUCCGGCGCCAAUACCCUCAAAGAUGCGGUGAAUGAAGCAAUGCGUGACUGGGUCACCAAUCUUUCCAACACGCAUUACUUGGUCGGCUCUGCUAUCGGCCCACACCCUUUCCCGACGAUAGUCAGGGACUUCCAAAGGGUCAUCGGCAAGGAGAUCAAGCUUCAACUCCAGGAGUUGAGAGGUAAGUUGCCUGACGCCGUUGUAGCAUGCGUUGGUGGCGGAAGUAACGCUAUCGGUACCUUCUUCGACUUCAUCGGUGACAAGAGCGUUCGCCUGAUCGGUGUCGAGGCCGGUGGUGAAGGUCUUGAUGGCGAAAGGCACAGCGCUACUCUUUCCAAGGGUCAGCCUGGUGUACUUCACGGCGUGCGGACGUACAUUCUUCAGUCCCCAGUCGGCCAGAUCAUCGAGACUUACUCGAUUAGCGCUGGUCUUGACUAUCCUGGUGUCGGUCCCGAGCACGCCUGGUUGAAGGACUCAGGCCGAGCAGAGUAUGUCGUCGCAACUGAUGAGGAGGCCUUGAAGGGCUUCCGUAUGUGCACGCAGCUCGAGGGUAUCAUUCCUGCCUUGGAGUCGUCGCACGCCGUUUGGGAGGCUGUCCGUCUCGCGAAAACGCUGCCUGCCGAUAAAGACAUCGUAGUUUGCUUGUCCGGUCGCGGAGACAAGGAUGUUGAGCAGAUAUCCGAACUACUUCCUGGAAAAUGGGCGGACAAGUUGGACUGGCACAUCGCCCCGUGAAAAUGCGGUUACACCAACGAAGUAUAAUAUGUUGUAUGUACCAUCAUGACACGAGAACGAGGCCAUGUAGUAGUAGCACUGUGCAGCACUAUAUAGAAUUCUUGUAACGGAGCUUAAAGCUCAGCG
Stereum hirsutum FP-91666 SS1 is the source of this 2253-nucleotide messenger RNA. RefSeq names its product bifunctional tryptophan synthase TRP1. Gene Ontology annotation, molecular function: tryptophan synthase activity. The record is from RefSeq and is a predicted model, not a curated record. Gene Ontology annotation, biological process: L-tryptophan biosynthetic process. Gene Ontology annotation, cellular component: cytoplasm. The coding region runs from base 22 to 2127 and encodes 701 amino acids. NCBI's taxonomy places the organism in Eukaryota, Fungi, Basidiomycota, Agaricomycetes, Russulales, Stereaceae. The transcript has 12 exons.